Molecule: messenger RNA, 1125 nt
Organism: Aspergillus fijiensis CBS 313.89
Lineage: Eukaryota; Fungi; Ascomycota; Eurotiomycetes; Eurotiales; Aspergillaceae
Product: putative 1-aminocyclopropane-1-carboxylate deaminase
Exons: 1
Biological process (GO): amine catabolic process
Molecular function (GO): 1-aminocyclopropane-1-carboxylate deaminase activity; D-cysteine desulfhydrase activity; pyridoxal phosphate binding
Source: RefSeq, a predicted model, not a curated record
GACCCCAUCCCCCUCCCAGCGCCCUUCUCCUCGAUCCCCCGCCUCGCGCUAACCCUCGGGCCCUCCCCGAUCCACCCGCUCCCCCGCAUAACCGCCGACCUGACCACGCCCACCAACCCCGUCCACAUCUACGCCAAACGCGACGACCUCUCCUCGCACCUGGCCUACGGGGGCAACAAGACCCGGAAACUGGAGUACAUCCUCGCGCCCGCGGUGCUGCCCCCUGCCCAACAAACCGACCAAACCCAAACCCCCUCCGCAUGGCGCAAAGCAACCACCCUCAUCUCGAUCGGCGGCCUGCAAUCCAACCACACGCGGCAAGUGGCGGCGUGCGCCGCGCACCUGGGGCUGAAAGCGCGGCUGAUCCAAGAGAACUGGGUGCCCGACUACGCGGCGCACAGCCGCGUGUACGACAAGGUGGGCAACCUGCAGCUGUCGCGGCUGAUGGGGGCGGACGUGCGGAUCCACCUCCCCACGGAGUUCGGGAUCGGGGAGAAGGAGACGCUGCGCGCGCUGGAGGAGGAAUGUCGGGGGAACGGGGAGGUGCCCUACUAUAUUCCGGCGGGGGGGUCGGAUCAUCCGCUGGGCGGGGUGGGGUUUGCGCGGUGGGCCUGGGAGGUGAAGCACCAAGAGGAAACGGUGCUGGCGGCGGGGGAGAGGUUCGACACCGUGGUGGUUUGUGCGGUGACGGGGGGCACGUUGGGGGGGAUGAUUGCUGGGUUUAAGUUGCUCGAGAAGUUGGAUCCCGAGGGGGAAGGAGGCCCGAAAAAGAGGAAGGUCGUCGGCAUUGAUGCGAGUGCGAAGCCGGACGAGACGCGCGCCCAGGUGUUACGCAUUGCCAGGGUGACUGCGACGCAGAUCGGGUUGACCGAGGAGGAUAUCGCCGAGGAGGAUGUGGUUCUGGUCGAGGAUUAUCAUGCCGGGCUGUAUGGCGUGCCUGACCGGCAGACCUGGGAGGCCAUUGAGUAUGCGGCCCGCAUGGAGGCGUUUAUCACCGAUCCGGUCUACGAAGGGAAGAGUUUCGCCGGGAUGGUGGAUUUGAUUCGCAAGGGGAAGAUUACGGGCAAUGUGCUGUAUGCUCAUCUGGGGGGGCAGCUGGCGCUGAAUGCGUAUACGGAUGUGGGU